AUGAAAAGUGCUGAUGUUAGUGCCAGUACUCUAAUAGCAACACCACCUGGAACUCCAACAACUAAUCCAACAACUACUACAACUACAUCAACCCCAACAACUCCUGUUUUAAGAGGGUCUGUUUCAACUCCAAAAACUAAAGUUGAAGAUGAAACAGAAAUUAUAAGAUCAAUGUGGGAAACUCCUGCAAUUUAUCAAUAUUUAACAUUUUUUAAACAAACAUUAGGUGUCAGAGUUAUAUCAACUGAUGAUUUAGAAAGUUCUUUAUUAAAUCCAAAAAAUAAUAUAAAACUUUUAGGUGAUAUUUUCAUACCUUUAUUAAAAGAAUUAUUACCAGUUACAAAAGCAAGAACUUUAAAUCAUACAACGUGGGAAUUAUUUUUAAAACAAGAAUUAAAUAAAGAGAAUAGUUUUUUCAAUUGUUUUGAAGAGAAUCCAUUCAAUGAAGAUAGUUCACUCUUUUCUGAAGUUUCAUUAAAGAAUAGAAUUUUAUUAUUAAAAUCAGUUUGUGAUUGGAAUUUAUCAAAAUCUCCAAAUAUUUUAGAGAGUGUUAAACAAAUCAUAGCUGCUGAUGAAACUGAUAAAUUGAGAAAUUUACCAAUGGGUAUUUUAAAUGAUCAAAAAGAAUUUUAUUGGUAUUUUGGUGAUCAUAGACUUUAUAAAGAAACUUUAACAAUGCCAGCAGGUUCAAAUGGUAUUAAAAAGAGAUCAAAAAAUAAUAAUAACAAUGGUAAUAUAAUUGAUGAAAAAGGUAAAUGGGAAAUUAUUUGUCAAACUAAAGAAGAAUGGGAAGAAUUAAUUAAAAAAUAUGAACCAUUUCAUGAGGAAAUCAAUAAAAAUGGUGAAGUUGAAGAGGUUAAAGAAGAAUCUGAUGAAAAAACGUUAUGUAUAAAUUUAAAGGAUGUAUUACCACAAGUUUUGAGUAAACUAUCAUCAAUAAAGAGAAAGAGAACUAUGUUUACUCAAGUUCCAAUCGGUAGUUCACCAAUUGAUAUGAAUGAAUCAAAACAAUGGAAAUCAAUGCGUUUAUUAUCUCAAAAUCUUAAAAAGAAAGAACAAGAAGAGUUUAUGGAAAUUCAACAACAUCAACAACAACAAUUAGAAGCUGAUCCUUACAAUAGACCAAGAUCAAGUAGAGUUAGAACAAAUUUAUUUUUUAAUGAUAGUGGUGUUUUAAAUGGUGGUGGUGGUAUUGGUGGUGGUGAUGGUGAUAAUGAUGAUAAUGAUAAUGAUGAUGAAGAUGACGAUGAUGACGGUGGUGAUAACAUUUAUAACAAUGGCAGAGCUUCUAAAAGUAACAGGUAUAAUAAAUCAAUUGAACCAACAGUUCAUCUAAGUAGAAGUGGUAGAAGAAUUAUAACUGCAGGUCUUGAUCAACAAGGUAGACCAGUUUCAGCAAAUCAAUUAUCUGUAGACACAAAAAAAAAAUUAAUUAAUGAUUUUAAUGAUCAUGAAAAUGUAAAUAAUAAUAAUAAUAAUGGUAAUGGUGAUGGAAAUGAUAAUUUAAAUUCAAGUAUAAAUAAUGAAGAAAAUAAAGAAGAAGAAGAAGAAGAAAAACCUCAAAAUCAAAAUCAAGAUAAAAUUCAAAAUGAUGAAGGUGAAAUGGAAUUCGUUUCUAUUGAUUCACCAAAAAAAGAAGAUAAUAAGAUAAAUGAAAAUGAUCGAAGUGAUGUUUUACCAAAAACUGGAAUCCAAAAUCAAAUAAAUUAA
Messenger RNA from Dictyostelium discoideum AX4, 1710 nucleotides. RefSeq names its product DDT domain-containing protein. Gene Ontology annotation, cellular component: RSF complex; nucleus. Gene Ontology annotation, biological process: regulation of DNA-templated transcription. NCBI's taxonomy places the organism in Eukaryota, Evosea, Eumycetozoa, Dictyosteliales, Dictyosteliaceae. The record is from RefSeq and is a predicted model, not a curated record. Bases 1 to 1710 code for a protein of 569 amino acids. The transcript is spliced from 4 exons.